Messenger RNA from Bipolaris oryzae ATCC 44560, 1881 nucleotides. RefSeq lists its product as uncharacterized. The record is from RefSeq and is a predicted model, not a curated record. Lineage: Eukaryota; Fungi; Ascomycota; Dothideomycetes; Pleosporales; Pleosporaceae. The coding region runs from base 1 to 1881 and encodes 626 amino acids. Gene Ontology annotation, molecular function: long-chain fatty acid transmembrane transporter activity; long-chain fatty acid-CoA ligase activity. The transcript is spliced from 4 exons.
AUGGCGUUACCUAUCGUUCUUGGAGCUGCUGGCACUGCAGCUCUCACUGCCUAUCUCAACGCCAAAUACCAUGUAGCCCACGACCUCAAGAUGAUUGGCGGUGUAAUGACGCAGCCGUCCGAAGACAUUAACUUCAUGAACAAUCGAAUCACACAAAAGCGCAUUCUCACGCAUCAUAUCUUCCAAGACCAGGUCCGAAAACAACCAAACCAUCCCUUUCUUAUCUUUGAAGGCAAGAUAUGGUCGUACAAAGAGUUCUCCGAGGCAUACACGAGGGUUGCGAACUGGCUGGUUGAUGAGCUGGGCGUACAGGUAGAAGAGAUAGUCGCAAUCGACGGUGGGAACAGUCCGGAGCACUUGAUGCUUUGGCUUGCACUUGAUGCAAUCGGUGCGUCUACGAGUUUUCUGAAUUGGAACCUGACGGGGGCGGGGUUGAUUCAUUGCACAAAGCUAUGCAAUUCUCGGUUCCUCAUUGCAGACGUAGAUGUUGAAGCAAACGUUGAACAGUGCCGUGGCGAACUUGAGAAGACGGGCAUCAAAAUUCAUUACUAUAACCCAUCGUUCUUCUCUUCGCUAUCAAACAAUACGCCAAUUUCCGACAGUCGUACUGAAAACAUUGAAUUAGAGUCGGUGCGAUGCCUGCUAUACACAUCUGGAACAACUGGCCUACCCAAAGGUGUGUGCAUUACCACCGUCCGGGAGCUUAUGGUUGGCUGGUCAAUGUCAAAGCGUCUGAAUAUCAAGCCCGAGGAUCGAAUGUAUACAUGUAUGCCGCUCUACCAUGGCGCUGCACAUAACCUUUGUACAGCAACAAUGAUUCAUGGCGGAGGAACCGUGGUAUUGAGCAGGAAAUUCUCACACAAGACGUUCUGGCCCGAGGUUGCGGCUUCAGAGGCAAACGUUAUUCAAUAUGUCGGCGAGUUAUGUCGAUAUCUCUUGAACGGCCCAAAAAACCCGUACGAAAGGGCCCACAAGGUGCACAUGGCGUGGGGCAAUGGCAUGCGUCCAGACGUGUGGGAACCGUUCCGCGAACGCUUCAACAUACCAGUCAUUCACGAGCUUUUCGCCGCAACCGAUGGGCUUGGGUCAUCAUUCAAUCGCAACGCGGGCCCUUUUACAGCAAGUUGUAUUGGACUACGAGGGUUGAUCUGGAAUUGGAAAUUUCGAAACCAGGAAGUACUGGUCAAGAUGGACCUCGAUGCUGAAGAGAUCGUGAGAGAUCGCAAUGGAUUUGCAAGGCGGUGCAGUGUCAAUGAACCUGGACAGAUGCUUUAUCGGGUGACACCUGAAACGCUGGCUACUGUACCGAACUACUAUGACAACAAGGCGGCUACACAGAAGAGGCUAUUUACAGAUGUUUUUGAAAAGGGUGACAUGUGGUUCAAGUCCGGUGACAUGCUCCGGCAAGACGCUGAAGGCCGAGUCUUCUUCGUCGAUCGACUCGGCGAUACAUUUCGCUGGAAAUCCGAAAACGUUUCUACCAAUGAAGUCGCAGACAUGAUGGGCACAUUCCCCCAGAUUGCCGAAGCAAGCGUGUACGGCGUCCUUGUGCCAGGUCACGAUGGCCGCGCUGGCGCAGCCUCAAUUGUCAUGGCAGACGGCGUGACAGAGACGACGUUCGACUUUGGUGCCGUUGCAAAGCACGCCCAAGCUCGGUUGCCGAGCUAUGCCGUACCACUGUUUCUGAGAGUUACUCCGGCACUUGAAUAUACAGGAACGAUGAAGAUUAGUAAAGGGCGCCUCAAGAAGGAAGGUAUGGACCCUGAGAAAAUCACGGGCGAAGACAAGUUAUACUGGCUGCCGCCUGGUAGCGAUAGAUAUUUGCCAUUUGGAAAGACGGAAUGGCAGGGACUUGUGGAUAAGCGGAUACAUCUGUCGUAA